AUGGGAACCUCCGCCGAAUCCCAUUCCCCCUCGGAACAAUCACGUCCACCGUCCCCUCUCGACCCGGACUCCUCUACCCCGCCACCCCAAUCCUCAACCACAACGAGCGCCCCCUCCUCUCCCCCCCACCUGCCGCCCCAACAACCAUCUCCCUCCGUUUGGGAUGACAUCUUCAGCGCCUCACCUCUACUCCAAAACUCCCCAGACAACAGCGUUGUCCAACCCUACCGACUGGAUGGCGAGCCCUCCGACCUACCUUUCCUACGCCGCCAGCACGUCACAGCAGGUUACCGCGAUGGCAUCUCCGUCGCGAAGGGUGAGCAUGUCCAGCGAGGUUUUGAUGCAGGGUUCCCUGUCGGUGCGGAAUUGGGCUUGCGCAUUGGGGCCGUGCUGGGGGUUUUGGAGGGCUUGGUGAAGGCGACGGCGACGGCGACAUCCGCUACUCGCCGUGCUGGCCGCGGCGGCAAUCGUGGUGACGACGAAGACAUUCAAGGGAAUGGUAGUCUUCGGGGGCCAUGGGGCGAUAUAGCAGCUUUAUUUGAGAAGGCGAAGAAGGAGUUGACUGUGCAAAAUGUUUUUAGUGCUGCUGUGCCGGACGUUGGUGGGGAAGCAGGGCAGACGGGUAAUGAGGGUGAGCGAGAAUGGGUAGAUCCCUGUGUGAGGCUGGCGAAGGCUGGGGAUGAGGCUAUAGCGAGCCGGAAGGGCGUUUUAUGGCAUUGGAUUUCUUUGGGGAGAGAUGUUGGCGCCAUUGUGGGGGAGGGCUGGAGGGAUACACAGCCUGGCGUCAAUAUCUUCGACCUGCGCAAGGCACACGAAUGGGUGCAUUGUGCAACUCCAGCGGGAGAAACGGUCUUUCAAUCGUUCUCGGGAUCAGCGCAGUGCCCUUUGUACUUUCUUUUCUACGACCUCACCACCACAUCUCUCACUAAUGACGGAGUGUAA
This is a messenger RNA of Histoplasma mississippiense, 942 nucleotides long. RefSeq lists its product with no specific name. Lineage: Eukaryota; Fungi; Ascomycota; Eurotiomycetes; Onygenales; Ajellomycetaceae. The record is from RefSeq and is a predicted model, not a curated record. The transcript has 3 exons. Bases 1 to 942 code for a protein of 313 amino acids.